UCCGGUUGUGUAAGAAGAACUUCCUCCUCGUCUGUCUCCUAUGUAAGCGUGACACUUGCUCAUUCACGACCCGAGCGAACUAACUGAAUAGCAUUAGCUUUGAAAAUGUUAAUUGUAUCAAACAGGAUAAAGUUAUGCUCUCUAGCGUUUACCGCCGCGCGCAUGUACAGCAGCGGCCCUACAGUUGUCAACAAAAACCCCACAGUUUACUUUGACAUUGCUGCAGACAACCAGCCUCUCGGCAGGGUAACCUUUGAGCUCAACGCUGACGUUGUGCCAAAAACCGCAGAGAACUUCAGAGCGCUGUGCACGGGGGAGCAAGGCUUUGGUUACAAGGGAUCAACUUUCCACAGGGUGAUCCCUCAGUUCAUGUGCCAGGGUGGAGAUUUCACUAACCACAAUGGAACUGGAGGGAAGUCUAUCUAUGGAAGGACGUUUCCUGAUGAGAACUUUAAGCUGAAGCACACUGGAUCUGGUAUCUUGUCUAUGGCCAACGCUGGACCCAACACCAACGGGUCCCAGUUCUUCAUCUGCACCAGUAAAACCGAAUGGCUGGACGACAAGCAUGUUGUCUUUGGCAGCGUAAAGGACGGAAUGGACGUGGUCAAGAGAGUGGAGUCGUAUGGUUCACGGUCUGGGCGAACCUCCAAGAAGAUCACUAUCGCAGACUGUGGAGAGCUUGAGUAGACUCUGAGCAGUGGACACAGUCGUAGUCUCAUCUCGUGCUGUCAUUUCAAUGUGAAGGUCCGAGUGAAAGAGGCUCUUUCUUCAGUCUCGGCACAGAGUUCUACCUCUCUUUGCUGGCAAUAGAUAUUAACACUUCAAUUCUGUGUUAGUCUUUCUCCCGGUAGCAUCUAACACACUUAACUGUGUCAAAUGUGAACUUGUAAUAUAGAACACAAAGUACGGCUUCUUUGUACUUAAAGAUAAUAAUACGUGAAUAUUCAGGGAAACUGGUUUGUGAAAGAGGUUGUAAUUUGC
This is a messenger RNA of Etheostoma spectabile (orangethroat darter), 981 nucleotides long. RefSeq names its product peptidyl-prolyl cis-trans isomerase A. The coding region runs from base 106 to 687 and encodes 193 amino acids. Gene Ontology annotation, cellular component: cytoplasm. Gene Ontology annotation, biological process: protein peptidyl-prolyl isomerization; protein folding. Gene Ontology annotation, molecular function: cyclosporin A binding; peptidyl-prolyl cis-trans isomerase activity. NCBI's taxonomy places the organism in Eukaryota, Metazoa, Chordata, Actinopteri, Perciformes, Percidae. The record is from RefSeq and is a predicted model, not a curated record. The transcript has 6 exons.